CACUAUUCACCCCCCCCCCCUCUAGUGAAGGGCACUUAUUCUAACACGAAGUAGGCUCAUGUCCAAGGCUUCGGUGUCUGUGGCUUUCUGUCGGUGCCCUUCCACCAUUCGUAUGCCCCCUUGCGGAGCAGCUGAGAUUCCAACCUUGGAUGGUCUGUAAUCGGUACAUUCACCCGGUCCCCAAGGAACUCCUCUGCUCUGUUGUCCUUCAGAGUUUUGAAGGUGAUGUGUCGGUGAGGUGGUUGAGGCUGCUAAAACAUCGGCGCGUUCGCCAUCUGCUGCAAAAAUUGAGCCAUGAAAGUCGGCAUGAUGUUCUCGGGCGGGUUCCCGAAGUUCUGAUUAUUUCCCGCGUUCAGUGGCACAUUGGGCUGCCCAGCAUUCUGCUGAGUUAUGAAGCUAGACACCUCCGUCUCAGCAUCGUUGUGGUCGUCACCCAGAUUCUCUUAUCUUCACCAAAAAAGAUCAAACUAACCCAAUUAGAUGACAAGAUGCGCUUAUCUUCACACCAAAAGAAUACGAAAGCAUCCAAAGCAAAAAUGGAGAAAAUACAGGAAAAGAAGGCAACUGAAACUUUUGCAAAACGAAAAGGGAACCAAAUGAUUAAGGAUGCCGAAUGUCGCAAAGUUGAUCUCAAACAUAUAAUAAACUCGGCAUUUUUCAACUUAAAGUACCAAGGCAAAGCACAUUACGUACAACUUAGGAAGGUUCACCCAAGGUGGAUAGAUGUGAAAGACAAACAAGUUGAAGGUGGUUAUUUUGUGAUGAGGAUGAUGUAUGAUAUCAUGGUCCGAGCAACAUUACCAUGUAUUGAUAAAAGUUUUGGCAAUGACGCAUCACCUUUUCAAAGGAAGGACAUCCAUGAAAUAAGAUCAAUGUUUUGUGCUCACUUGAAUUCAAAAUAUAAUGAGCUAAUUCAAUACACUCUAGAAGAUAUACGAUCAGUUUGGAGAAGUAUAGAGGUUGGAUGGUUAGCUCCUACUAUGACCAAUACAGAUGGAGAACUAAUUCAGAAACCUUACGAAAGAUUUAGCAAGAAAGAAAAGGAUGCUGCAGAAUCGAAUGAUCAGGCUUUGAAUGCAAUCUUCGGAGCGGUUAACAGAAAUCAGUUCCGUCUUAUCUCAAAUUGCACAGAGGCUAAGAGAGCUUGGGACAUUUUGCUUAUUACUCAUGAAGGCACUACAACAGUCAAGACAGCCAAACUUCAGAUCGUGAUGUCUAAAAUUGAAAAUCUUAAGAUGGAGGAUACUGAGUCUAUCACAAACUUUCAUGGGCGAGUUAGAGAGUUGGCAAAUGAGGCUGAAAGGCUUGGUGAACCAAUUACAGAACACAAGUUGGUGUUGAAAGUUUUACGUUCUCUUCCAGAAAAAUACUCCAUGGAUGUCAAAGCUAUUAGACAAACACAAUCUCUAAAUAUUAUGUCUCUUGACGAGCUGAUGGGGAACUUAGAAACCAUUGAGUUGGAGAUGCAUGAAGAUCUAUGGCGUAAAAAGCAGCAUGUCAUCCUCGUUGAAAAAGAGAAGCAGUGUGUUAAAGACAGUGCUAGAACAGCUUUUCCAACUUUCCAUAGUGUUGAUGGUGACUCUGAUAGUGACGUAGAUCCUAGGGAGAUGCUUAUAAUUGUUGAAGAAAAAUUUCAAGAGUCUCUACAGGUCAACAAGAAAAAAUGUUUGGAAAAUGAUAGCCUCAAACGUGAACUUUCUAAAUCAAAACGCGAUGUGGAACAACUCAUCAAAGAGUUACAGAGAUACAAAGGUAAAGUUACAGCAGAGGAUGACACAGAGGAUGAUACAGAUGAUGACACGGAGGUUGACACAGCAAAAGAGCUAGCUAUUCUCCAAAAGAAGUGGGUAGAACUUGUUCAAGCCAACCAGAAAACUGUUUUGGAGAAUCAACAGCUUGUUGCCAAGCGCAACAGACUAAAGGAGAGUAUUUCAGAACUAGAAAAGAAGAUUGAAGACUUAGAAGGGAAACAAUCAGAUCCCAAGUAUGAAUUAAAUAAACUCAAAAACUUUCACAAGUGGAUGAGAAGUGCUGGAGCAAAAGCUAUUGAGGAACAAGUGAACGUUUCAAAAUUUUAUGGAGACAAGACGGGUCUCGGAUUUUCAGGUUCUGAAAGCAAUAAGACUCCACUUGACUUGUUUGUUGAUCGAAGAAAGGAAAUUGCCCAAAAAGUCUCACAAGGAAGGAAAACAGAAGCUGCUGCAUCUGCUGGAACAUCUUCUGCCAAACCCGCUGAAGCAUGUAAUGAAGCUUCUGCUGGAACAAUUUAUGCAGCACCUUAUGCAAAAAGGCAAAGAGUUGUGACACAAUCUAGUAUGAGAAGACACAAGGAUCAUUAUGCUAAACCUGAAAGGUAUUCUUAUACUAAUGUCUAUGCUAAUUAUGUUUGUUUUUGCUGUGGAAAAAGGGGACACAUUCAGAGGAAAUGCAAGAUUUUUAAAGAGCAAAGACACAGAAAAAAGAAUGUUACAACAAAGAUGAUUUGGGUACCUAAGAUUCAAUACAAAAAAGGUGAUAAUCCUUGUGUGAAUGAUGUUGCUUCUGAUCAAUGCCAUGUUAGUAGUGCGAGCUUGCAUCAAGAAGAAAAGAAGAUAGAUCGUUGUGCUGUUAACAAUGCUGAAUCAUCUCAUAAGUGUGAUGAAGUGACACCUCCUACUCAUGAGAGUGUGAAGUUUAUGGCUAUGAAAAAACGGGCAUUGGGCAUGUGUAAAAGAGCAUUUGAUGGGAAUCGGUCAAACCCAAUAGAUAUUCAGAAUCAAACUGAUAUUGCAUUGGAUGAGUACAAAAAGAAACUCAAAGAAAUUGAAAUAGAUGAAUUUGCAAAUACUCCAAAGUAUUUGGAAGAAUAAAUUCAAGAUUAUUAAAAUGGUAACAUGAUA
Messenger RNA from Cuscuta campestris, 2879 nucleotides. NCBI's taxonomy places the organism in Eukaryota, Viridiplantae, Streptophyta, Magnoliopsida, Solanales, Convolvulaceae. The record is from the annotation of a GenBank genome assembly.